Pelagomonas calceolata is the source of this 778-nucleotide messenger RNA. The record is from the annotation of a GenBank genome assembly. Lineage: Eukaryota; Pelagophyceae; Pelagomonadales; Pelagomonadaceae.
CUUUGCUCUUUGUCGACGUUCACCCUUCGCGCCGCGCGUCUGGCGUGUUUUUUUUUAGCUCAAGCCUCAAGGCCAGAGAUGCACAGACUUAACCAGCGCGAGUCGGGAGAUUACUCAGACCGACCCGUGGGCAUCAGAAGAUCGCCCCUUAUUCGGCCCAGCCGCGUCCUGAUGACUGUAAGGCCUGAAAAAAGCACAGCCCACAAAGCUCGACCUAGCGGCCUGUAAGACACUAGCAAGCUGGGUAAGCUUGGCUGGGCCAUCUGGCCAGGCUAGGCACGUACCACGCUCACAAUUACUUCUGCCGCUCCCUCGUUUCACUGGUCGACACGCUCUUUGAGCCAAUCCAUCGCUGCGGACACUGCAGGCCUAGCAAAGCCAAGGACCCCUCGCCGCGGAGCCGCAGCAAUGCCGCCGGAAGACGCAACAACGCGCGCGCGCGUCGAACAUUUAUUAGGACGCCGCCUGCGCUUCACGCUGCGGAGCGACGCGAACGGCGAGCGCGACGAGCGCGUCGUGACGGGCACGUUUCAAUGUUUGGACCGCCACCGCAACUUUAUACUGCGGGACGCGUCGGAGCUGCGCAUCUUUAAAGUAGGGGCGGGAAUACAAAAAAGGCGGCGCGCGCUGGGCGCCGCGCUGGUGCCGGGCCGGCACCUGACCAAGGUCGAGGCGCUCCGGGGCGAUUUGGACGCGGCCCGAGCCGUCGAAGACGGCCCGUUCCGCGGCGCCGUCGACCUGAGCUUGAGCGGUGUUGGCAUAAGCUAGAAUUGGUUAC